Messenger RNA from Aspergillus heteromorphus CBS 117.55, 1278 nucleotides. RefSeq names its product phosphotransferase family protein. The transcript is spliced from 3 exons. The coding region runs from base 135 to 1229 and encodes 364 amino acids. The record is from RefSeq and is a predicted model, not a curated record. Lineage: Eukaryota; Fungi; Ascomycota; Eurotiomycetes; Eurotiales; Aspergillaceae.
GGACGGUCGGUCUGUCUCCAACAUGCCCUUUCCCACUGCUCUACAACAACUCUCGUCCAGUCCCUUCCAGGAACAUACGCCAAACGUUGUUUGAUAUAGAAUUUGCACGUCCCACGGGCCACACAACCUAACCGAUGGCGGGUGAAGUACGCCAACCCAUCGACGUUCCCUCCCUGGAACGCUACCUCGACCACAAUGUGCCGGUGAUCAAGACCCCCGUGCAAGUGAAGCAGUUUGGUUUUGGCCAAUCCAACCCGACCUACCAGCUUACCACUGCGGAUGGCAAUCACUAUGUCCUACGGAAAAAGCCUCCGGGCAAGCUACUCUCCAAGACGGCUCACAAGGUCGAGCGCGAGUACAAGAUCAUCCACGCCCUGGGGCAGACUGACGUACCCGUCCCCGAGACAUACUGUCUCUGCGAAGACAGCAGUGUUAUCGGAACUCCCUUCUAUAUCAUGGAGUUCCUGGACGGGCGCCACUUUACUGAUCCUGCCAUGCCGGGAGUCGACCCGGCGGAGAGAACGGCGCUAUGGCAGGAUGCGGUCCGGACGUUAGCCAAGUUCCAUCGGGUGGUUCCCAAAGUGGUCGGAUUGGAGGCGUUCGGAAAACCGACGGGCUACUAUGAUCGACAGAUCGCCACCUUCACAGCAGUUGCCCAGGCGCAGGCUCGAGCCGUGGAUGUGGAGACUAGGGAGCCCGUCGGGGAGCUGCCCCGUUUUAUGGACAUGGUGCGCUUCUUUGCCGACAAGGCGACGCAGCCGCAGGAUCGGGGCACGCUCGUGCACGGAGACUAUAAGAUUGAUAAUAUGAUAUUUCACAAAUCAGAGCCUCGAGUCAUUGGGAUCUUGGACUGGGAGAUGGCCACGGUGGGUCAUCCGCUCUCCGACUUUUGCAACCUCACUAGCCCCUACUUCCUGGACUCGGUGGACCACAAGAAGGAUUCGUUCAGGCCGAACCUGGUUCCUGGCCUGCCCACUCGCGCGGACUGUAUCCGCUGGUACCGCGAGGUGUCCGGAUACGACCCCACCGGGGAGAUACCGUGGGGUGAUGCAUUCUUUUCCUGGAGGAGCUCAGUGAUCAUGCACGGCAUCAAGGCGCGCUAUGCGCUGAGGCAGGCCAGUAGUGCCCGUGCGGUGGAAUAUGCCCGGAAUACUAAUCCGUUCGCGCUGGAGGCAUGGGAACGAGUGAAACUGGUACAGGCGCAGAUGCAGCGGAAUAGCAAGUUGUAGAUAGUUGCGCCUCUUAAGAGAGUUCAUGUCCGCCGGGGGGGGGAGGGGG